UAGCAUCGUAUUUCAAAUGCAGAUAUCAAGCUUGUAACUGUUAGGAAUUAUGAAGUGAAGUGUUCUCAUAUAUAUCCUGACAGGCAAUAAAGGAGGCUGGUCAAUGGUAUGAAAGAGCAUGAACCGAAACACCAUAUCAAACUCUUGCCCAGUUACAGUAUAGUAAGCGUAAAGGCCACCACUUUAUCAUUCACAAUUAGAUUAACAGAACUGAGCCACGAAGCAAGAUGGCAUUACUAGGGGUGCAUCGGAGAAUCUAUAGGACCACUCAGUGUAUUGUAUUCAUACUAUCCGUUUUCGCAGACUCUUCAUCGGUUACAGACAAAAAACGUGCUGCUCCUACCGCGACCGAUGUAGAAUAUGGCGUAAUUAUCGAUGCAGGGAGUUCGGGCUCUCGGGCAAGGAUUUACACUUGGCCCAAGCGGAAUAAUUUAGAUUCUAGCAUCCAACUCAGGGAAGUUAAUAGUAAGAAAAUUAAGCCAGGAUUAAGUGAUUACGUCAAUGAUAUCCCGGGGGUUCGGCAGCAUGUCGGAAGUCUCAUUGAGGCAUGCGUGGAGAGUGUCCCCCGGGAUCUGCAGUCCCGUACCCCCAUAUAUCUCAUGGCUACUGCUGGUAUGCGUCUUCUAGCUAGUCAAGAUGCCUACAAUAUUUACCAACAAAUAGAUACUUUAUUCACAAACAAAACAUUCUGCCCGUUUGACUAUCAGAGGGGGAACUCCCGGACACUCUCUGGGGAGGAGGAGGGGGCAUUCUCCUGGAUAGCUGCUAAUCACCUCAAUGGGCUUUUUACGAGCAAAGGGUCGCCCACAGAAACAGUAGGAAUACUCGAAAUGGGCGGAGCCUCGACACAAAUUGCGUUCCUACCCUCAGGAUCAGUUCUGGCCGACAAAUUCCCCGUCUAUGUUGGUGGCAGAUACUUUGGCCUCUAUGUUCACAGUUACCUUUAUGCUGGUAUUAAUUACGCAAUGCAGAAAAUAUACGAAGGUCUUCACAGAAAUGAUACUUCGCCAUCUAAGCUCAAUAAUCCCUGCAUGCUACGAGGUGACAAGACCGAACAUACAUUUGCUGAUGGUAGAACAAUCGAGUUCAAAGGAUCCAGUGAUCCAGAAAAAUGCCAAACACUUGUGCUCAAUGAACUGGUCUACAAGGCUCCGUCAUACAAGUGUUACCCUAAACCUUGCGCAAUCGGGCAGAUAUACCAGCCCUUACUUCCGUCCAACAUGGAGUUUCAUGCCAUCCAGGGGUUCUUAUAUACAUUAAAGACUCUAGAAGUUCUCGAUGACAGCGAAUCGUUCACAUCGAGUCAACUUAAAUCAAAAGCAGACGCUUAUUGUUCACAGAGUUUACAAAGUGCGGCAAAUAACACUAGUCCAGGUACCAACCCAGCCUACCUCUCUUCAUACUGUCUGAUGGGGAUAUAUUCGAACGCCCUAUUUACAAAAGGUUAUGGGUUCGAUUCUGAGCGACGCAUCAAUGCAGCUGGAAGUAUAGGGGGAGAAGACGUGUCAUGGGCGCCCGGGGCAAUGAUAUACGAGGUCGAACGACGGGAUCGGGGGAGUUGCUCGGAUACUAGGGACGAUAAACAAGGACAUGCAGUUUCUUAUUUUCACGUGACACAAGCUACUGUCUUAACUAUUACCAUCACAGCAUCACUGGCCUAUCUGCUGUAGUUAUCAAUGGUUUGCUGCAACCUACCUCCCCUCGUUCAGCCUGUUCGGAACAUUUGUCAAAUCACAACAGUUGUGAUUGUCUCAAUAAAAAAAGUUCUUCGAUUGUAGACUUUUGACGAAUGCGUUUUAACCUAUUGACUCACACGGUUGUUUUUAAUUUGCAUGUUUUAGCUGUACUAAAUGCCUGCUAGAACAAAAAUAGUUUACAAUGACUGAAGUUUUGUUCUCUUACGAUUUCGUAACUAGAAAAGGGACCCAGUUUGUCUUUGUGAGGGGAACGGUGCAUUCGCUGUUAACUC
Owenia fusiformis is the source of this 1969-nucleotide messenger RNA. Lineage: Eukaryota; Metazoa; Annelida; Polychaeta; Sabellida; Oweniidae. The record is from the annotation of a GenBank genome assembly.